AAAAUGCAUGGAAUAAAAAGAAUAAUAGUUUUUUGUACAUUAACAACUAUUUUACCAAUUAUACUUCUUAUAACACCAUUGUAUUUACGUCACAAUUUUUAUGCCAAUGUAGUAUAUGCUGUAACAGAUUCUGACAUAUUAGAAGUUACAGAUGGUAUUUCUACAAUAUUUUGCUCUGCUCAUACUUUACAAAUGAAUAGAACAUUUAAUGCAUUUCAAAUGACGCAAAGACCAAAGAUAACUUCAUACAGGAAACAUAUACGUCUUAAGAAAAGUAUGACUUUACCAGAUGAUACACUAGAGUAUUGGGGAUUUUAUCUUUUAGAAGGAGCAAAUGUAGCACUUUCGGUAUGCUCAAGAUUUCAAGGUGCUUCUAUACUUGUGGUUAAAGGAGAACGCAAUUUACGAACAUGUGGUGUGUUGGAACAUCAUAAUACACAAGUUGUAGAAGGUAUAUUUUUACCAGAAGCAAAGAGACAAGUUAAAGUAACAUUUAAAUCGGAUAUAGAAGAAAUUAAUUCUAAUAAUACUAUUACACAAGUCAAUUAUAAUGAUACAUUAAAUGAUAUUGAAAAUAAGCUAUUAUGGAAUAUUAGCACAAAUAAUACUGAGCAAGAUAUUAUAAAUCUUUAUUCAUAUCCAAAAGAAAAUCUUACAUUUAAUAAGGAAAAUCAUGAAAAGGAAUCAAACAAAUUACUUUGGGAUGAAAAUACUCAGCAAUACAUGAAAUCUAUACAAAGAAAAACUGUAUACAAUACCAGAAGAUUAAGACAUGCUAAAAAGAGACAAUAUAAAGAACAAAUGAAAGAAAGAAGGAAAUAUGUUGUAUUGCAAGAAAGAAAGAGAACACAAGGAAAUAUUAAAAUCAAAACUUACAUUAAAAAGGAUACAAAUGAUAAACAUAGUUUAAUUAUAAAUAAGUUGCAAAGGAAAUUAAAUUUAGAUGAAAAUAAAGAAGAUAAUAUUCAAAAUGGAAUAAAAAUACAAGACAAAAUAUUGGAAAAAAGAAUUAAAAGAAAUCAAGAAGUUGUCAAACCAACAUUUUUACUGGAUCAAGGUGUUAAACAUGGUGGAAAUGCUGGUAAAAAUGCAACUGAUACUGAUAAUGAUUCUUCUGUAUCUAGCUUUGAAAAUGAAUUGUUUAAAUGUUAUGGAGGCUCAAUUUUAAUGGCUCAAGAAUUUGCACCUUCUGAACAGUGUACCAAUGUUACAUAUUUACUUAAUGGUAAACAUAUGCAAGCAGUACAUAAUGUUGUAGAAGAUGGUUACUAUUAUUAUAUCUUUUAUAGUGAUAAUGAUAUUGUAUCUAAUGAUAUAUAUGCAUUAUUUGAUAUCUAUAAACCUAUAUUUCAUUAUGGGAAUGUAACAAAGUCUUGUAUAAAUCAAACAAAAUGUUCUUUUUCAAUAAGUUUAUUAUCUUCUGAUAGAGUAAUUGUUGAAGUACCAACGAAAGAUGAUCUUGAAUACGAAAUAGAUAAUGUUAAUUUACUUUUAUCAGUUUGUCAUCCACGUAUGGAAGUAUACAUAAUUUUUCCUGUUGCAGUAUUAUUCUUUAUUCUUGGUUGUGCUUUUAUGUAA
Messenger RNA from Eufriesea mexicana, 1578 nucleotides. RefSeq lists its product as uncharacterized. Bases 4 to 1578 code for a protein of 524 amino acids. The record is from RefSeq and is a predicted model, not a curated record. NCBI's taxonomy places the organism in Eukaryota, Metazoa, Arthropoda, Insecta, Hymenoptera, Apidae. The transcript has 3 exons.